CGCUUUUGCUUUAAUUCCACUUUCCUCAACAAUUCUUCCCUCACAAUCAUAGCAAACUCCAUAAUUCUCCAUUAUAUAAUUCCGCUUUAUCACACGAAUCACAUUUUCCCGUUGUAAAUCACAAUUCACUUCUAAUCGCCGGUGCCGGAAAAAUGGAGAGUGCACCGUCCACCGACGAUGAGUUCGAUUUGCAGAGUGAGCGUUUUGACGACAGUUACAGUCUCAGUGCUGACAUCAGCGAAUCGGAAACUUGUAGUAGCACGAGUACUUUCUCUUGCCGUCAACAGGACGCUUUCACUUCUCUAUCCUCUUCUUCUACGCUGCAUUUCAACUCCAAUUCCGGUUUCGCUGAACUGCCUACUGUUAUGUUGCCGGUCGUCGGAGGUAGACACGUCAUCAUGCCGGGCGAGAAACCGGAUAAGCCUGAGAUCGAGUUGUCUGAAGUUGAAUUGAUGAAAGAGCGGUUUGCUAAACUACUGCUCGGAGAAGAUAUGUCUGGAGGAGGAAAAGGGGUCUGUACUGCUUUCGCCAUCUCCAAUGCCAUCACCAAUCUAGCUGCUACAGUCUUCGGGGAACUCUGGAAGUUGGAGUCAUUAGCGCCACAAAAGAAAUCGAUGUGGUUUCGAGAGAUGGAUUGGCUUUUGUCUGUGAGUGAUUCAAUAGUAGAACUUGUACCUUCUGAGCAGGAGUUCCCUGGUGGUGGGACUUUUGAGGUUAUGGUCACUCAACCACGGUCAGAUCUCUAUGUAAAUCUUCCAGCACUCAAGAAGCUAGAUGCAAUGCUAAUUGGCAUGUUGGAUGCCUUUUCUGGCUGUGAAUUUCAUUAUGUCGACCGAGGGAUACUUGUCGCUGAUGGAGAAGAUGUCGAAGCAUAUCCUUGUUCCCCAUCCUCUCAUAGACCUUCCAGUAGACUUGAAGAGAAGUGGUGGCUACCAUUCCCAAAGGUCCCACCAAAAGGUUUGUCAGAAGAGACAAGGAAACGAUUGCGGCAGUGUAGGGAAUGCACAAAUCAAAUUUUCAAGGCAGCUCAGGCGAUCAAUGCCAGCACACUAUCUGAAAUGGAAGUACCAAAAGACUACCUGGAGGGAUUGCCAAAGAGUGGGAAGGCAUCCUUGGGGGAAAUUCUCCACCGAUAUAUUACUGCUGAUCAUUUCUCUCCAGAGUGCCUCUUUGAUUACUUGGAUCUCUCAUCAGAGUAUACGACUUUGGAGAUUGCAAACAGAAUUGAAGCUGCUAUGCAUGUAUGGAAGCAAAAAUGUGAAAAGAAGAACUUGAACCGGUCAAAAUCUGGAAAAUCAUCAUGGGGUGGAACGGUAAAAGGACUUGUUGGUCUUGUGGAAAGAUAUCAACUCUUGUCACAGCGAGCUGAGAACUUACUGAGGAACUUAAAGCUAAAUUUCCCCGGCCUUCCACAAACUGCACUGGACAUGACCAAGAUUCAGUAUAACAAGGAUGUAGGACAUUCAAUCCUUGAGAGCUACUCUAGAGUGUUGGAGAGUUUGGCCUUUAACUUGAUGGCAAGGAUUGAAGAUCUACUAUAUGUAGAUGAUGCCACAAGGCGGCGUGCAGCUGAAGAGUCGGCCGCAAUGCUCGACCAGCGAGGAUUCUUUAACGCGCAGUCCCUACAGAAUCAGGUUCCGUGUGCUUCCAAUUUUGCCCGAAAUAACUCUCUCCCCUCCUCAAAAGCUUUCAGUUCCUUGGAUAUAGUAGCUGAAAGCCCAGAGAGAACAGCUCAUUCAAUUGGGCAUACUGUUCUUAGCAGCCCACGAGCUGAGAAACACAAAGCACUCAGUUUUUGAGGAAUCCAAAGGGUGGUAGUGCAUAGUAGGUAUAGAAUACAAUGACUAUUGACCCCUCAUAGUUCUAGAAAUUUAGGGGUCAUUAGAGUUUAGAGAUGGCUAUUCCAACAUCAGUCUAGUACUCUAAUUCUUUGAGUAGUUAGCUGGAACUCAAAGUUUUAGAUAAUGCAAAAUCCAUGCAUCCUAGACACGUUACUGUGAUAAUUUCUUGAAGGUCUAUUCUGGAUUCAAACUACUAUAUGUAUAUUUUUAGAAAGCUUGUAUGAUAUCCAUAUAAACUUGGGACCUUCUAAUCCAAUAAGUGCAACUAUCUGGGUAAUUUCUUUUACCUUAUGUAAAAACAUACUGAAUUGAAUUUAAUUGAAAGCAUAACCAUUAAGGUUGGUCUUUCAGCUUUUUUCUUGUA
Molecule: messenger RNA, 2205 nt
Organism: Solanum lycopersicum (tomato)
Lineage: Eukaryota; Viridiplantae; Streptophyta; Magnoliopsida; Solanales; Solanaceae
Product: rop guanine nucleotide exchange factor 1-like
Molecular function (GO): guanyl-nucleotide exchange factor activity
Source: RefSeq, a predicted model, not a curated record